GGGGAAGGAGCAGUAGAAGAAGUAUGAAUUACUGAGAGGCUUGUUGUUAGCCGUUGUAAAUCGGGCAGCUACUGUUAAUUAGCCGAUAACCGUUUCCCCAGAAUUAUAUUCCCCAGAAUAUAAUCAGAAAAACGGAGGUGUAGACCCAACAACAGUACUAGUCAACAUGGGGACUGGUGCCGACGUGAGAGAUAUCCUGGAGUUGACAGGAGGUGAUAAUGAAGGGCCGAUCAGUAAGAAGGAUUUCAUCAACUCCGAUAAAAAAAAGGCCAAGAAAACAACCGAGACCUUAACAUUCAAGAGACCAGAAGGGAUGCACAGAGAGGUCUAUGCGCUGCUUUACUCAGACAAGAAAGAUGCUCCGCCCCUGCUGCCUAGCGACACCACGCAAGGCUACCGGACUGUGAAAGCCAAGCUGGGAUGUAAGCGGGUACGUCCCUGGAAAUGGAUGCCCUUUACCAACCCCGCCCGCCGAGACGGCACCGUCUUUCACCACUGGAGACGUCUGGCAGAGGAGGGCAAGGAUUACCCCUUUGCCCGGUUCAACAAGGUGGUCCAGGUACCAGUGUACUCAGAGCAGGAGUACCAGAUGUAUCUCCAUGACGAUGGCUGGACCAAGGCAGAGACAGAUCACUUGUUUGACCUCUGCAAGCGAUUUGACCUGCGAUUUAUCGUCGUCCACGACCGCUACGACCACCAGCAGUACAGAAAACGUUCUGUGGAGGACCUGAAGGAACGUUACUACAGCAUUUGCGGCAAGCUGACCAAGGACCGUGCCGCCUCGGGGGCGGAGCCCAAGAUCUACAUAUUUGAUGCUGGUCAUGAGAGGCGGAGAAAGGAGCAGUUGGAGAGACUCUUCAACCGGACCCCGGACCAGGUGGCAGAAGAGGAGUAUCUGAUGCAGGAGCUGAGGAAGAUUGAAAGCAGGAAGAAGGAGCGUGAGAAGAAGGCCCAGGACUUGCAGAAGCUCAUCACAGCCGCGGACACUAAUACAGAGAUGAGACGUGCAGAGCGCAAGGCCACCAAGAAGAAGCUACCAAUGAAGCGAGAGACUGAGAAACCGACUCUCCCUGAGAUGGCAGGCAUCAAGUUCCCUGACUUCAAAUCAGCUGGAGUCACACUCCGCAGCCAGAGGAUGAAGCUGCCGAGUUCGGUUGGCCAGAAGAAGAUCAAGGCUAUUGAGCAGAUCUUGACAGAGCGGGAAGUAGACCUGAACCCAAUGCCCACUGAGGAGAUCGUCCAGAUGUUCAACGAGCUGCGUAGUGAACUGGUGCUUGUCUACGAGCUGAAGCAGGCCCACGGGAACUGCGAGUACGAGCAGCAGAUGCUUCGCCACCGCUACGAGGCCCUGCUGAAGGCUGGUGGAGGGGCCCCUGUUGGGCCCCUAGGUGGAGGUGGACUAGAGACCCCUGGGGGCCCGGAGGUGUCUGUGUGGCCCGGCCCUGAUGACAUCAAAGGCGAGGCGAAGGAGCAGAUCAUCGAUGUGGUGGGAGCACCACUCACCCCCAACUCACGUAAGCGCAGAGAAUCCGCCUCCAGCUCUUCGUCUAUCAAGAAGAUGAAGAAACCGUGAUUCAGACUCAAGCCCUUCUUAAGAUGGUUGAAGAGUCAACCUGGCCUUGCUGUGUCACACAGAGUUGGGAGGUUAAUGAUGCAGUUAAAACUGUCUGCUGCUUUAGGUUCGUUGGUGAGUUCUCCCAGAAAUGUAAUGAAUCAAAAUAGACGAAACAAUAAACUAUUCCGGAAACCAAUAUAAUCUACUCAAGAAAAUGUAUUACAAGCUUGUGAUACAACAGUUGUUACACAAAAUGUUCAGCAACGUAUGACAGAAUCCUCCACAUCAUCCAUCACAUUCACUCCGCUAACGAAUAACCAGGUCAUGUUGCCCCCCCACCCCUCUAAAUGGGACAGAUGCUCCUAUACAGCCAUGACCCCCCCCAGAACUAUCAUGACAAAGACAAUGACUGACAUUCCAUUUCAUUACUGCGACUCUCAGUCCUGCUUCGCCUGCUGGUUGAGAUUGGGACAGAUAAACUGUGAAUUGCCAGACAGAGCUAAUGGAGACAGUGGGGCCAAGACCUACACCCAUCUAUUUGGGGGGGGGGGUAGAUGUUACAUCUUUCUGCGCGCCCCUCCGCCCUCUCUGCUUCAAAACGACUGUUGUUGAACAUGCCUCCACCUCCGUCAGAUGCAUCUGAAUUUGAUCCAGCUAAGAGACACUUCUGUCCUCACUGUGUCUGAACAGAGCUGAAAUUCUCCCUUACCAAUUCUGUAAACCUUUUCCCCCCAAAAUGUUGUUCCAAGUGUCUCAUAAUACCUGUAAUAAAGUCAUGAAAGAUUGUU
Messenger RNA from Esox lucius (northern pike), 2343 nucleotides. It is a transcript of the gene dmap1, whose product is annotated as DNA methyltransferase 1 associated protein 1. Gene Ontology annotation, cellular component: NuA4 histone acetyltransferase complex; Swr1 complex; nucleus. Gene Ontology annotation, biological process: DNA repair; chromatin remodeling; negative regulation of transcription by RNA polymerase II. Gene Ontology annotation, molecular function: transcription corepressor activity. The coding region runs from base 167 to 1573 and encodes 468 amino acids. The transcript is spliced from 11 exons. NCBI's taxonomy places the organism in Eukaryota, Metazoa, Chordata, Actinopteri, Esociformes, Esocidae. The record is from RefSeq and is a predicted model, not a curated record.